Molecule: messenger RNA, 10424 nt
Organism: Arabidopsis arenosa
Lineage: Eukaryota; Viridiplantae; Streptophyta; Magnoliopsida; Brassicales; Brassicaceae
Source: the annotation of a GenBank genome assembly
UGUUUAGUUGUUUCAAAAUUCAUCAUCUCUCUCGCAUUGAUUUUUUCUUCUAACUCUCAAAGAAUCGCCGAAAGAAGAGAGAUCAAGAAAUAGUCAUGGUGUCAUCGCCACGGAGUGAAUCUACCUCCGGCAACAACAAUACAACCACUCCCGAUGGAAUCAGCGGCAAGAGAACUCCUUCCUCUUCUUCUUCCGAAGAUAAAUCUCCUUCAUCCAAACGCCCAAAGUUGGGAGAUGGCGGCGGCGCUUCUAUCGAGAACAGUGAACCUCCAACCUCCGGAGAAGCCAAGAUUGCGGCGGAACCACCACCACCUCCUGUUGCGGAAGGCUCAACACCAGAUAGUUCUUUUUCCGGCUGGAAAUAUCAACACAGUACAUUUAAGACUCCAUGGUGUCGAUUGCUAUCAGAGUCUGCACAGCAUCCAAACGUUAACAUUUCUACAUCGUCCUUCACUAUUGGUUCUUGUCUAACCUCCAACCUCACAUUAAAAGAUCGGAAUCUUGGUGCAUUAUUGUGCAAGAUCACAAGAAUUCAGCGCAAAGGCAAUGUUGUAGCGGUUCUAGAUAUCACAGGAACCGGGGGACCUGUGCGGAUAAAUGGAGCACUUGCUAACAAGAAUGUCAGCCAUGUCCUACACUCUGGUGACGAAUUGGUUUUUGGUGACGCAUUCGCUUUCAUAUAUCAGCAGAUGUCUAAAGUUGCAGUCAAAUCUGGUGGGGAACAGGUUCCUGCAGCAAAAUUUCUAAAAUUAGAGAGACAGGCAAGAGAUCCAUCAAGCGUUUCGAUUUUGGCAUCGCUUGAAAUCUCGCGUGAGAAUCCUGCUACUUCUGGCGUCCAAGAAGACCCAGAGCUUGAAUUUGACAAUCAAAGUAAUAAAGCUGCAGACAGUGGAGUAGUCAGCAGCCACAACCAAUAUUCCAAAAUGGAGAUAUUAGAUGAGAAAAACGAGGUGACAAGGUGGCCAGAACAAGCUGCAAGAUUCAGGAAAUAUAUUCAAGCUGGUAUUGUUGACAGCGAAAGAUUGGAAUUUUCAUUCGAAAAUUUUCCUUAUUAUUUGAGUGAGAAUACAAAGAAUGUUUUACUAGCUGUUUCACAUAUACAUCUGAACAAAGAGAAUACAGGAUAUGCCCUAUAUGCCUCCGACUUUACCACUUUGAAUCCAAGGAUAUUGCUUUCUGGUCCUGCAGGAACUGAAAUAUACCAAGAGAUAUUAGCUAAAGCACUUGCCAAUUACUUCAAGGCGAAAUUGCUAAUAUUUGACGGCCAUCCAAUUUUGGGGGUUAUGACUGCUGAAGAAUUUGAGUCACUGAUGAAUGGACAUGCUUCUAAAAAGCUCAUUGACCGAGGGAAAAGAUUGGAUUUGUCAGCAGGUGAAGGAGAUUCAUCUGGCCCUUCUCCUGCUACUUCUCCCGGUCCAGACUCACAGCCUAAGUUUGACCCGGAGACUUUACCUUGUGACAGGGUAAGAUUCUUUGGUGAUGAGUUGUUUCCCGGGCUACCUACCUCAAGGGGACCACGUUAUGGGAUUAGAGGGAAAGUACUUUUAGUAUUUGAUGAGAAUCCUUCAGCUAAAGUGGGUGUUAGAUUUGAGAAUCCAGUACUUGAUGGAGUUGAUCUUGGUGAACUGUGUGAAAUGGGACAUGGGUUCUUCUGCAGUGCUACUGAUCUUCAGUUCGAAAGCUCGGGUUCUGAGGAUCUAAAUGAAUUACUUGUUAGCAAAUUGUUUGAGGUUGCCCAUGAAGAGAGCAGGACUUGUCCGGUUAUUCUAUUCCUGAAAGAUGAUGAGAAAAAUUUUGUUGGAAAUUCCGAUUUCUGCUCUGCAUUCAAAAGCAAAGUUGAAGAAAUCCCAGAUAACGUAAUUGUGAUCUGUUCACAGACACACUCUGAUAAUCACAAGGAGAAGGAUAUUGGAUUUCUAACGAAUCUCUUUGGGAAUAAAGUUACCAUUUACAAGCCACAGGGUGAGGAUCUUCUUAAAUCUUGGAAGUAUCAUUUGGAUCGUGAUGCUGAGACUUUGAAAACAAAGGCUAAUCACAAUCACUUGCGCAUGGUGUUGGGACGAUUUGGUAUAGAUUGUGAAGGCAUUGAGACGCUGUGCAUGAAGGAUCUCACACUUCAAAGAGACAGUGCAGAAAUGAUCAUUGGAUGGGCUCUUAGUGACCAUAUAAAGUGUAAUCCUGAUGCUGAUCCCGAUGUUAGUGUCACUUUGUCUCUUGAUAGCUUAAAAUGUGGAAUAGAACUCUUUCAGGCUCUUCUAAAUGAAACUAAGAGCCAGAAGUCUCUCAAGGACAUUGUGACAGAAAUUGAUUUUGAGAUAAGUGAUGUUAUCCCGCCCAGUGACAUUGGUGUUACAUUUGAUGACAUUGGGGCACUUGAGAAUGUCAAAGACACUUUAAAGGAAUUGGUUAUGCUUCCUUUAAAAUGGCCUGAACUUUUCUGCCAGGGGCAAUUAACAAAGCCUUGUAAAGGAAUUCUCUUAUUUGGACCUGCUGGAACUGGAAAGACCAUGCUUGCAAAGGCAGUGGCAACGGAAGCUGGUGCUAAUUUGAUCAACAUCUCAAUGUCAAGGUGGUUUAGUGAGGGUGAGAAAUAUGUCAAAGCUGUCUUUUCGUUGGCCAGUAAAAUCUCCCCUAGCAUUAUCUUUAUGGACAAGGUGGACAGCUUGCUAUUGCAAUAUCAGAAGACGGCAAAUGAAUUCAUAAUAAAUUGGGACGGUCUGAGGACAAAGGAAAAGGAACAUGUUCUGGUUCUUGCAGCCACAAAUAGACCUUUUGACCUUGAUGAGGAUGUCAUUAGAAGGUUGCCUCAUAGGUUGAUGGUGGGACUACCAGAUGCUCUGAAUAGAGCAAAGAUAUUGAAGGUUAUACUUGCAAAAGAAGACUUGUCCCCUGAUUUUGAUAUCGAUGCAGUUGCUAGUAUGACUAAUGGAUAUUCUGGAAACGAUCUUAAGAAUCUAUGUGUUACUGCUGCCCGCCGUCGAAUCAAGGAGAUAGUGGAGAAAGAAAAAAGUGAGCGAGAUGCUGCUCUGGCUGAAGGAAGAGUUCCUCCAGCACGAAGUGGAAGUUCUGAUAUCCGAGCUUUAAACAUAGAGGAUUUCAGAAACGCACUUGAGCUGGUGAGUAUGAGCGUCUCAUCAGAGUCUGUGAACAUGACAUCGCUUCAAAAAUGGAACGAACAUUACGGGGAAGGUGGAUCCAGAAAGCAGCAACCAUUCGACCACUACACCGACACGCAGUUCAGCUCCAUAACUUGGAUUCGGCAAGCAGUUCACACAGAUGUAUAUAACUGUGGCGACGCUUCUUCCCCACAGAGAGGAAACAGCGAAGCGAAAAGCUUGGAGGCUCACAAAGAUGGAUCUGCUUUUUCCAAUUCCUUCUCCUCCGCUGCUAGUGCUUCUGAUGUGAGUCAUAUAGUUGGUCGAAAAGGAAACAACUUUACAGUCUCUUACCUCGUUGAUUCAUUGGGUUUACCUAACAAGCUCGCAGAAUCUAUUUCAAGGAAAGUCGGCUUCGAGGACAAGGCCAAUCCUGAUUCUGUUCUGAGUCUUUUGAGAAGUCAUGGGUUCACUGAUUCUCAGAUCUCAAGCAUCAUUACGGAUUAUCCACAAUUGCUUAUAGCUGAUGCUGAGAAAUCACUUGGUCCCAAGCUUCAGUUUUUGCAGUCCAGAGGAGCUUCAAACCCCGAGCUCACUGAGAUUGUUUCUGCAGUUCCGAAAAUCUUGGGAAAGAAAGAGGGAAAAUCUAUCAGCGCAUACUAUGAUUUCGUCAAAGUCAUUAUAGAAGCAGAUAAGAGUUCCAAUUUGGGAAGGAUAUGUCAUUCUUUGCCAGAGGGUAGUAAGCAGGAGAAUAAAAUUAGAAAUGUUUUGGUUUUGAGAGAAUUGGGGGUGCCUCAGAGGGUUUUAUUCUCAUUGCUUCUAUCCGAUGGCAGACAUGUUUGUGGAAAAGAAAAAUUUAAAGAAUCACUCAAGAGAGUUGUUGAGAUGGGUUUUGAUCCAACCACCUCAACGUUUGUCGAAGCUCUCAAGGUUCUUUACACAUUGAGCGACAAAGGAAUUGAAAGUAAAUUCAAUGCCUGUAAAAGGUUAGGCUUGGCUGUGGGCGAUGUAUGGGCAAUGUUCAAGAAUUGGCCAAACAUUCUGACACAGUCUGAGAAGAAGAUAGAGAACUCCAUUGAAACAUUUCUAGGUCUAGGAUUCACCAGAGAUGAGUUUUUGAUGAUGUUCAAGCGUUUUCCUCAGUGCAUUGGAUUUUCGACAGAGUUGGUGAAGAAGAAGACUGAGUAUCUGGUGAAGGAGAUGAAUUGGCCACUUAAGGCUGUGGCUUCAAUCCCUCAGGUUAGAGGAAGACACUCUUGUGUGCAUACAUUGGGAGUUUAUUUCUCAGUCCUCCUGCAACACAACUUCAGUAAGAGUCAUAUGCCUCUUUCAAUCGUUCGAGUCAUUGCUUGGAUCAUCAGAAGAUGGAAGCAACAGAAGGCAGCUCCUUUUUCGAAUUCAUACUCCUCUGCUAGUGCUUCUGAUGUGAGCUCAAAAGAUGGUCGAAAAGGUAACAACUUUACAGUCUCUUACCUCGUUGAUUCAUUGGGUUUAGCUAAAAAGGUCGCAGAAUCGAUCUCCUUGAAAGUCAGUUUCGAGAACAAGGUCAAUCCUGAUUCUGUUCUGAGUCUUUUGAGAAGUCAUGGGUUCACUGAUUCUCAGAUCUCCAACAUCAUUACGGAUUAUCCUAGGUUGCUUAUAUUAGAUGUUGAGAAAUCCCUCGCUCUCAAGCUUCAGUUUUUGCAGUCCAGAGGAGCUUCAAGCCCUGAGCUCACUCAGAUUGUUUCUACAGUUCCUAAAAUAUUGGGAAUGAAAGAGGGAAAAUCUCUCAGCAGAUACUAUGAUUGCGUCAAAGAGAUUAUAGAAGCGGAUAAGAGUUCCAAGUUCGAAAAGUUAUGUCAACCUUUGCCAGAGGCUAAUAGGCAGGGGAAUAAAAUCAGAAAUGUUUCGGUUCUUCGAGACUUGGGUGUGCCUCAGAGGUUGUUAUUCUCCUUGCUCAUCUCUGAUGCCCAACCUGUUUGUGGAAAAGAAAAUUUUGAAGAAUCACUCAAGAAGGUUGUUGAGAUGGGUUUUGAUCCAACCACCUCAAAGUUUGUCCAAGCUAUUAGGGUUGUUUACAGAUUCACCGACAAAACAAUAGAAGAAAAAGUCAAUGUCUACAAAAGGUUAGGCUUUGCUGCGGAAGAUGUAUGGGCAAUGUUCAAGAAGUGUCCUUACUUUUUGAAUAGUUCGGAGAAGAAGAUAGGUCAGACAAUUGAAACCCUGAAGAAGUGUGGACUACUCGAAGACGAGGUCCUCUCAGUGUUGAAAAAGUAUCCGCGAUGCAUUGGUACUUCAGAGCAGAAGAUAUUGAGCUCCAUUGAAACAUUUCUCGGCCUAGGCUUCAGCAGAGAUGAGUUCACGACAAUGGUCAAGCGCUUUCCUCAGUGUCUUAUUUUAUCUGCAGAGACGGUAAAGAAGAAGACUGAGUUUGUGGUGAAGAAGAUGAAUUGGCCACUGAAGGAUGUGGUUUCAAACCCUACGGUACUUGGAUACAGCCUCGAGAAGAGAACUGUCCCAAGGUAUAUGGAUUGGAAUGAUGCAAUGCAGCUCCUGAGCUCUUGGAUUGGUCAUUUGCAGAAAUGGCGUCAUUUGAGCGUUUCAGUGAACUUUCUCGAAAAUGAAUCUUCUUUUUCCAAUUACUUCUCCUAUGCUAGUGCUACAGAUGCGAGCCUUAGAGCUGGUCGAAAAAGGUUGAAUUUUUCUGUCUCUUACCUCGUUGCUUCAUUGGGUUUAACUAGGGAAGUCGCAGAAUCGAUCUCAAGGAAAGUCUGUUUGGUUGACAAGGGCAAUCCUGACUCUGUUCUGAGUCUUUUGAGAAGUCAUGGGUUCAUAGAUUCUCAGAUAUCAAGCAUAGUAACGGAUUAUCCACAAUUGCUUGUAGCAGAUGCUGAGAAAUCACUUGCUCCCAAGCUUCAGUUUCUGCAGUCCAGAGGAGCUUCAAGCUCUGAGCUCACUCAGAUUGUUUCUUCAGUUCCUAAAAUCUUGGGAAAGAAAGGAGACAAAACUAUCAGCAUAUAUUAUGAUAUCGUCAAAGAGAUUAUAGAAGCGAUAAGAGUUCCAAGUGUGCCUCAGAGGGUUUUAUUCUCCUUGCUCAUAUCUGAUCACCAACCUGUCUGUGGAAAAGAAAAUUUUGAAGAAUCACUCAAGAAAGUUAUUGAGAUGGGUUUUGAUCCGACCUCCUCAAAGUUUGUCGAAGCUCUAAACGUUGUUUAUAGAUUGAGCGACGAAACAAUAGAAGAAAAAGUUAAUGUCUGUAAAGGGUUAGGCUUUUCUGUGGGAGAUGUAUGGGAAAUGUUCAAGAAGUGGCCUUGCUUUCUGAAUAACUCGGAGAAGAAGAUACGCCUAGGAUUUAGCAGAGAUGAGUUUGCAAUGAUAGCCAAGCGCUUUCCUCCAUGCCUUAUUUUAUCUGCAGAGACGGUGAAGAAGAAGACUGAGUUUGUGGUAAAGAUGAUGAAUUGGCCACUAAAGGCUGUGGUUUCAACCCCUGCGGUACUUGGAUACAGCCUCGAGAAGAGGACUGUACCAAGGUGUAAUGUAAUUAAAGCUCUCAUGUCAAAAGGAUUACCCGGAAGUGAACUGCCUCCAAUGUCGUCUGUUUUGAUAUGGAUUGGAAUGAUGCAGUGCAGCUCCUUAGCUCUUGGAUUGGUCAUUGCAAAAGAUGGUCGAAAAGGUCAGAUUUUCACUAUCUCUUACCUCAUUGAUUCAUUGGGUUUAACCGCAAAACUCGCUGAAUCGAUCUCGAGGAAAGUCAGUUUCGAGGAGAGGAGAAAUCCUGACUCUGUUCUGAAUCUUUUUAGAAGUUAUGGUUUCACAGAUCCUCAGAUCUCAAGCAUCAUUACUGAUUAUCCACGAUUGCUUAUAGUAGAUGCUAAGAAGUCUCUUGGUCACAAGCUUCAAGUUUUGCAGUCUAGAGGAGCUUCAAGCUCUGAGCUCACUGAGACUGUUUCUAAAGUUCCUAAAAUCUUGGCAUUGAAAGGGGACAAAACUAUAAGCAGAUACUAUGAUUUCGUCAAAGAGAUUAUCGAAGCGGGUAAGAGUUCUAAGUUUGAAAAGUUAUGUCAUUCUAUGCCACAGGGUAUGCAAGAGAAUAAAAUCCGUAAUUUAUCGGUUUUGAGAGAACUUGGCGUGCCUCAGAGGUUAUUAUUCCCUUUGCUCAUUUCUGAUCGUAAACUUGUAUGUGGAAAAGGAAAAUUUGAAGAAUCUCUUAAGAAGGUUGUUGAGAUGGGUUUUGAUCCGACAACCUCAAUGUUUGUCGAUGCUCUGCGUGCUGUUCAAGGAAUCAGCGAGAAAGAAAUAGAAGAAAAGGUCAGUUUCUAUAAAAGGUUAGGCUUUGAUGUGGGAGAUGUAUGUGAAAUGUUCAAGAAGUAUCCAGUCUCUAUGAGAUUAUCCGAAAAGAAGAUAACUCAGAAGUGUGAAACCUUGAAGAAGUGUGGACUACUCGAAGACGAGAUCCUCUCAGUGUUUCCGCAAUGCAUUGGUGCUUCAGAGCAGAAGAUAGUUAAAUCCAUUGAAACAUUUAAAGACCUCGGAUUCAACAAAGAUGAGUUUGCGUUUAUGGUCAAGCACUUUCCUCGGUGUCUUAACAUAUCCGCAGAGACGGUGAAGAAGAAGACUAAGUUUUUGGUGAAGAAGAAGAAUAAGUUUAUGGUGAAGAAGAUGAAAUGGCCACUAAAGUCUGUGGCUUUGUAUCCGCAAGUACUUGGACUAAGCAUGGAGAAGAGGAUUGUACCAAGAUGUAACGUUAUGAAAGCACUCAUGUCGAAAGGAUUGCUUGGAAACAGAGAAAGCAAAUUACCUUUAAAGGAAGCUGUCUUGUUAUGUACCGAUGAAGAGUUCUUAAGAAUGUAUAAGAUAUGUCAAACAUUUGAAACCCUGAAGAAAUGUGGACUAGUCGAAGAUGAGGUCCUCUCACUGUUGAAGAAGUUUCCCAAAUGCAUUUGUACUUCAGAACAGAAGAUAUUGAACUGUAUGGAAACAUUUCUAAGUCUAGGGUUCAGCAGAGCUGAGUUCACAACGAUGGUAAAGCACUUUCCUCCAUGCAUUGGAUUAUCUGCGGAAAUGGUGAGGAAGAAGGCUGACUUUCUAGUGAAGAAGAUGAAUUGGCCACUAAAUGCUCUGGUUUCAAACCCUCAGGUACUUGGAUUAAGCAUGGAGAAGAGGACUGUUCCAAGGUGUAACAUAAUCGAAGCUCUCAUCCAAAGGACUGCUUGGAGAAACAGGAAGCGAACUUAUGUAUCAGAUAUUCUCUCAAUCUCACUGUUUAAUCUCGCCGGAAAAAUUAUGGCUCGGCCUUCGUCGGCGUCUGCAACGACGGCAAUCAGACCGGAAGAUUAUUCUCACAGUCCAGUUCAUUACGCCGUCGUUUUGGGAGAUCACGGUGGACUAACUCGUCUUCUCUCUUCCUUGCCGAAGUUAGGAGAUCCUGAACAGAUCCGAACAGAAUCCGACUCACUGAGUCAAGAACGAGUUGCGGAUCAGAUCUCCGCCGUGCUUGACCGUCGCGACGUUCCUUCACGCGAAACGCCUCUCCAUCUGGCGGUUAGACUUGAUGAUUUGUUCGCGGCGAGGGCAAUUUCGUCAGCCGGUGGUGAUAUUUCACUGCAGAACGCUUCUGGAUGGAAUCCGUUACAGGAAGCGUUUUGUCGCCGGAAUUCUGAGGUUAUGAAAGUGCUUCUACGGCAUCACCACCGUUUAGCUUGGUGUAAAUGGCGGCGGAGAUUACCUCGUUUAAUCGCUGUUCUUCGUCGGAUGAGAGAUUUUUACAUGGAGAUUUCAUUUCAUUUCGAGAGCUCUGUGAUUCCGUUCGUCGGAAAAAUCGCUCCCUCUGAUACUUACAAGAUCUGGAAACGCGACGGUAACCUCCGUGCUGAUACUACUUUAGCUGGAUUUGAUGGAUUGAAAAUUCAAAGAGCGGAUCAAAGCUUUUUGUUCCUUGGUGAUGGUGACGAAUCUCUAGAUAUUGCUCCUGGAUCUUUGCUUGUACUGAAUCGAGACGAUCGGAAAAUUCUCGACGCUUUUGAAAGUGCCGGAGCUCCGAUUAGUGACUCCGAUAUCGCCGGAUUCUGUUCUCAGUCUAGCUUGUAUCGUCCGGGAAUGGAUGUUACUAAAGCAGAGCUCGUAGGAAGAACGAAUUGGCGACGGCAAGAGAAAAUGGAGAACGUCGGAGAAUGGAAAGCUAGGGUUUAUGAAAUCCAGAAGGUUACAUUUAGUUUCAGAUCUCGGAAAAUUGUUACCGGAGAUGGAAGCGAACAAGUUUUACCGUUGGAGUUAGACGAAGACGAUGAAGGAUUCUUAGUAGCUGAGAAUCCGAGUUUCUUAGCUCCUCCGCCACGGUCACAGAGACGACACAGUAGCUUCGUUAAAGAAGAUAGAGAUUGGAUCUCCGUUGGGAGAAAAAGCGUCGACGUUUAUCCAUCCGCCGCACCACCACCGCCACAACAAUCUCAAUCACCGAGAAGAUCAGUGUCUCAAUUUAAACCACCGAGAAGAUCAAUGGCUCAAGUCCAGCCACCGAGAAGAUCAGUAGCUCAAUACCAGCCACCGAGAAGAUCAGUGGCUGUACCCUCAACGGUGUCUCCGGUGAAUCCUCCGCCUUCUCCUCAGAUUAAAGAGAAGGAAUUCGUUAAGAGUUUGCAUCCGUCAGUGUGGUUAACGGAACAGUUUCCGUUAAAAACGGAGGAGCUGCUUCCGUUACUUGACAUUUUAGCUAAUAAAGUCAAAGCCGUCGCCAGAAUGCGUGAUCUUCUCACCACCAAGUUCCCGCCGGGAACUUUUCCAGUCAAGCUGUCUAUUCCGGUGGUCCCUACGGUCAAAGUAGUCAUCACAUUCACCAAGUUCGUCGAGCUUCCCCCGGCGGAGACAUUCUACACGCCGCUCUCAAGCCCAAGAUUCCUCUACUCAGCCGCCGCAGAAGAAGACCAAUCCGAUGGCGAAAAACCUGAUGCUCGUAAUUCGAUUUCACGGCCAUCGACAUGGCUGCGACUAGCCACCGGUAAAGGCUCACAUCGACGGAUAGAGGAGGAGGAGCAACAAACGCCGGACCCAUUUGCUAUACCAAUUGGAUAUCACGAAAUGGCAAGUGAAGCACCGAGUUGGGCAGAUCAAUGGGGAACCGGAGGGAUCGGGGAGAUGCCGGAGGAAGAGAACACCAAAAGCAAGAAAGAUGCCGACGGUAAGAACUCUGGCCAAACCAAAUCGGCCAAGAUUGUUGAUUUCAUAAGUCUCAAGUGGAUGAAGAAUCUUGUGCAGAAGAAGAAAAAAGACUCUGAUUCUUGAAAAAGAAGAUAAAAAAAUAUCAUUGUAUCCAUAUUUCUUUUCGAUGUUUUGAAAGAAAUUGUUUCUUCCUAA